AAUAAGCUCUUCCCGUUCUUCUUACUCCUAUUCGGACAUUUGAGUGUAACUUUAAACUAAACCAUUAACCUUACACAGGAUUCAGACUUUGAUAAACACGUUGUCUCAAUAAAACAAUCUAAAUGACAUGUAUCCUGGUUUGGUGUAUUCAUAUGAUCAGUGUUGCAGUUAGCGUGAGGUACAUAAACUGAGGAAUAUUAUCAUUUCUUUCUUCCAGUUCAAGUAAUUUCAGAGCGCAGAAGCCAUGGCCACAAUAGAUGGUUUUCCAGCCAGUUUCUACAGUGAACCAGGAGUUUUGGGAAUGUUAUCAAAUGGAAUUAGUGCGUUCCUUGUACUUCUGCAGAACUUUGGUACAGCGCACACUGGCAUAGCACCACAGGGCGUGGAGAACAUACUUGCAGGCGUCCAUCUUAUCCUGAUUGGUGGUGUCUGCCAGCUGGUGGCAGGCCUGCUCUCCUUCAGAAAAUAUGAUCAUCUCAGUGCCACUGCAUUUGUCGGCUACGCUGCUCUUUGGGGAAGUUUCGGUGCCACCCGAAUCUACUUUGGUGCGUUAUCCAUGAACUCCACAGUGCCACAGACAAUAACAGCCAACAUGACAAUGUUGAAUGACACCACGGAAAUCCCAGUCUGCUAUUUAUGUCUGUCCCUAAGGGAGUCUGCUAUUGCUGGCCUCGUUCCCUAUAUCCUCUUAUCGUCUGUCCUUGCCUUUUGCUCAGCCACAGUCAACUACAUCAUGCCUUUUGUUUUUGGCGCUAUAACGGCCACUUUAAUUUUUGAAGCAGUAGCUCUAGUGUCAGGUUCAUGGUCUCUUGUGGUAUCCGGGGUUCUUGAGUUGCUAAUCCUGAUGUUCGCCAUCUACGGUUCAGCGGCCCUGCUCGUUAAAGGUCUGACUCAACGUCUCGCUCUCAAAGGCUUUGGUACUCCACUCUUUAAUGUCCUUCUGCUUGGUACUGCCAGUUCAGCUAAGAACCAGAGCCCUGGCGCAGAGAAGAAGAAAAACACAAAGUAUGCCGAACCCAUGGCCCUGGGUUACUUAUGUGACACAGUUGCACCAUUCAUCUUCGCAUUUUACAGCUUUGGGUUCAUGACAUCUUUCGGUUUGGGAGUUGCUUGGGUGUCAAUCAACUCUGCCGCCCAGCUUUUCUCGAGCUACUACUCCCAUCUACGCCAAGAUGGCUACCAUACAACUAAGUUUGGGUUUCAUGCUACGUAUUGGCUCAUCAAGGCUUGGGAGGAGUUUUUAGCAUCUGUUCUGAUUGUAGAGGACGCCAACGUCACCUCGGGGAGAAACCCGAUGGUAGGAAACUGGUUCUUCGUGGUGGCAGCCCUGGUGCUUUGCAUUGGAAGCCUGAGCAUGGAUGCCCUGGAACUGGUCCACAACAUACUGUUCCUCUUGCUCACGAUCUCCACAAUCCCCCAGAUCCCUCUUAAAGACUACUACAUAUUCUUUGGGGUCGCUUGUUCCAUCUUCACUGCAGCCUCCUUGUACGGGACCUUCUCACGGCUCAUCAACACCAUUGCAGAGAAGUUGCUAAUCCCUGUUGGACCACAACCCGUCUCCACAGCCCAGCUGAAGAGAGUUUUCAACUGGAGUAGGUCCACAGAAACAAAACAAGAGUUAACUAUCCAAACAGACCAGGCUUCAGAUGCCCUGUUUUACCUGGUAAAUGGGGUUGCAGCUCUGUCCGCUCUUCAUGCAAGCGUAAACAGCACCAAUUCUUCAUUCCUCCAUCUGACAAUCCCUUGGGUCCUCAUCUCUGGCGCAAUCAUCCAAGCCUACGUCAGUCGACUUAAAGUCACAGGAGCGAGCCAGUUUGGCUCUGUCAUCUCGUCUGUCUACGUAGCAGUGUGGGCAACAUGGACCUGGUUUAGAUUUGCAGGUCAACUACUUCAGCUUUCCAAUGAAGUUGCUUACGAAUUUACUGCAGGAGCGAUCGCUUUCCUGGUCAUCAACGGUUUCGUCAUUUUUAGUGCUACGUACAGGAACUUGGUCUUAGUGUUCUUAACAGCAACCAUGGAGGUGAUACUUGUUUGUUUACUACUUUCAACUCUUCAGCAGCUACCUUACCAGCUAGAAAUGGCCAUGCUUGCAAUCUUUUCCAUUAUAUGUUUAUAUGGAGCUAUGGCAUCAUUGCUAAACAGCAUCUUCUCCCAGAGAUUACUACCAUUGGGCCCUCCUUUGUUCAAGGAGCAAAUGAAGCAGGACCGUGAACAAGAGCUACCUUGCCCAUUGGCAAACUCCAAACUCACCUCUGGGCUUCUAAAAAUCGCCGCCAUCCUGGAAAAGGGCGGAGUAUGCGGUAUUCCCACAGACACAGUGUACGCUUUGGCCGCAUCUUGCAAGAAUCCGCAGGCUAUUGAGAACAUUUAUAACAUUAAGGACAGACCAGCAGAGAAGCCCAUUUGUAUUUGCAUCUCCAGUGUGAAGCAGCUGGUAGAAGCCAAACCUCCCUUCAGCCCUCUGCUUUGGGAGUUCAUGCGGAAUGUGUAUCCUGGAGGUAUCAGCUGCAUCGUCAGCAAAGGGGAUUGGCUCCUCAGAUUAGGGGUGGGACCGGCUUACGACCGCGUGGGCACAAGGGACAGCAUCAUGAUCCGAGUCCCCGACCACACCGUGACCCGCCACUUGUGCGAUAUCACUGGACCGCUUGCUAUCACCUCAGCCAACCCAAGUGGAGAGGCAGACAGCACCCACCACAACAUGGUCAUCGACCGACUGGGCCACAAGAUCCAAGGGGUGCUGUGUGACGGGGAGACUAACGAAGUUGUGGCCUCAACUGUGGUCAACUGCCUCAGUAUUGAUGAAGGCACCAUCACGAUUGUCAGGGAAGGAUGCGUCCCUGCGGUUAAAGUCAGAGAGAUUUUCGACAGAGUGAAAGGCACAACGGCCUAAAUCUUAGCUACCAGUUCAUCUAUUUAAAUAAAAAUGUUAUUUAUGUCUCUGUGUCAGGGCUAAACCAUGAAGGAGUACUGAAGAAGUACAAAUCUGAAGGAAAACAAGUACCAUGAUAUUCAUGUAUGCAUAACUGUGGAUUGUUCAGAAAAUGUUACAAUGAACCUCGGAAAAGAGGGCAAAUAUUUUUAUUUAUGGCAAUUAUACGCUUCAUUGGGUUUUAUUUUAUUGUGACUGUCAGAAAUUGUAAGUCUGAUGUAAAUAGUUUGUUUUUCUUUAACAA
Nerophis lumbriciformis (worm pipefish) is the source of this 3173-nucleotide messenger RNA. RefSeq lists its product as uncharacterized. Gene Ontology annotation, cellular component: cytoplasm. Gene Ontology annotation, molecular function: nucleotidyltransferase activity; tRNA binding; double-stranded RNA binding. The record is from RefSeq and is a predicted model, not a curated record. Gene Ontology annotation, biological process: regulation of translational fidelity. Lineage: Eukaryota; Metazoa; Chordata; Actinopteri; Syngnathiformes; Syngnathidae.